Molecule: messenger RNA, 2495 nt
Organism: Antechinus flavipes (yellow-footed antechinus)
Lineage: Eukaryota; Metazoa; Chordata; Mammalia; Dasyuromorphia; Dasyuridae
Gene: CWC25
Product: CWC25 spliceosome associated protein homolog
Exons: 10
Coding region: 151-1206 (351 amino acids)
Biological process (GO): mRNA splicing, via spliceosome
Cellular component (GO): U2-type spliceosomal complex
Source: RefSeq, a predicted model, not a curated record
CGCUCCCGGAAGUGGCGCUCUAGAAGGGGAUAAUAAAGACCGCGGCGACUGCGGGGGGAAGGUGUUUGGGGCUGUCUCUCUAUACACAGUCUCCUCCUUCCCGUGUCCGGGAGCUGAGCCGAGCCUUUUCUGAAAGAAGAGCAGGCCAUCAUGGGAGGUGGAGAUCUGAAUCUGAAGAAGAGCUGGCACCCACAGACCCUCCGAAAUGUGGAGAAAGUGUGGAAAGCAGAGCAGAAACAUGAGGCAGAACGGAAAAAGAUCGAGGAGCUGCAGAGAGAGCUUCGGGAAGAGAGGGCACGGGAGGAGAUGCAGCGCUAUGCAGAAGAUGUGGGAGCUGUCAAAAAAAAAGAAGAGAAACUAGACUGGAUGUACCAGGGCCCUGGUGGCAUGGUGAACCGUGACGAAUACCUGAUGGGACGUCCCAUUGACAAAUAUGUUUUUGAGAAGAUGGAAGAAAAAGAAGCAGGUUGUUCAUCUGAGACAGGACUUCUGCCAGGCUCCAUCUUUGCCCCCUCUGGUGCCAAUUCUCUACUUGACAUGGCCAGCAAAAUACGGGAGGAUCCACUUUUCAUCAUUCGAAAGAAGGAAGAAGAGAAAAAGAGAGAAGUCUUGAAUAAUCCAGUGAAAAUGAAGAAAAUUAAAGAAUUGUUGCAAAUGAGCCUAGAAAAGAAGGAGAAGAAGAAGAAGAAGGAAAAGAAAAAAAAACAUAAGAAGCACAAGCAUCGAAGUUCCAGCAGUGAUCGCUCUGGCAGUGAGGAAGAGCGGAGCCGUGGAAGGUCUCAAAAGAAGAUGGCAAGUCCUCCUCCUGCUUUACCCAAAAUUCCAGGUUAUGGCUUACAGAUUAAAGACACUGACCAUGAUCGGAGACUACCAGGACCUCUGGCUGUUGAAGAUGGGGGAGCACAUAGGGUCAAGAAUUAUUAUUCUAGGUCACGAAGCCCCUCCCAUUCGCCUCCAAAACACCCCAGCAGGAAAGGCACGUGGGAUGCUGAGACUCACAGGAGGUCACGGUCCCCUAAACAUAGUAGACAGCAUAAUUCCAAAGUAAACAGGAAAGAAAGAGGCCGAACUAAGAGCCCUUCUCCAAAAAAGGAAGGUUAUCAAAGGCGACAUGCUUCAGGUUAUACCAGCUUUUUUAGUUGCAAGCCCAAUUCGUUGAUCUUCACUUUCUCUAUGCAAACCAUCUUGGGAGCUGUGGAGAGUUAGAAAUGUUCUUGGAAGCCUUCCUAAUGUAAUUGGAGUUUACACCAUUGCCCUUUGUGAAGUUCUAGUAAAAGACUCAGGAGGAUUUGUCUGUUGGCCUUCCUUUAACUAUUCUGUAGGAUAUGUAUUUGGUAUCAUUAAAAAGUUAGAUGGACAGCUAGUCCUUUCAACUCUAACGAUUCUGUGAGUGCAUUUUUUUCCUCAGACAAAUGAAGAUUGCUUCAGUUCAAAACUUAAAUUUUAAUUAUAGCAACUCUGAGUACUAGAUAAAACGUAGAUAAAAGUGCUUUACCUAAGGUGUGACACAGUAGUUAAGUGAUAGAACUGAAACUAGAAUCCAGGACCACUGACUUUAAGCCUGCUGUUCUUUCUCUACUGUCCAAAGUAUAAAUAAACCCUUUCCUUGUAAUACUAGAUUACUGAAACUCCAGACUUUAUUAAACAGAGUAUUUGAUCUCUUUGAAAUGGCUUUUCUUCUUUGCUUCUCUUCUGCCUCUUCCCCAAACAAUUGGAGUUAAGUGACUUGCUCAGGGUCACACAACUAGUAAGCAUUAAGUGUCUGAGGCCAGAUUUGUAUUCAUGGCCUCCUGACUCUAGGCCAGCGCUCUAUUCACUACACCACUUAGCGUGCCCUAUUUUCCAAUUUGCUUCUUGAGAAUACUAGAAAGAAUAGUCUGUGAUUUGGAAUGUAGAAUGACAGGGAUAACUGUCAUUUUCAUAAGGAAUUAAGUUGAAAUUCCCAAGCCACUAUGGUUUCUAAUUUAGUUCUAAAUAGUGUCUUGUCUCCAGAUUCUCAACCAUUGUCAGACUUGCUUUGUGGCUAAAAACAAAAUCAAUUUUGAGAAGUUCAUUUGUUCAGCAAAUACUUGUGUGUUUAGUAUGUCCAGAACACUAUGCUAACCACUACAUUAUAACUGUGAGCAUGGGAUCUAUUGAUAAUUGAUGUGUCUCAGUGACUCUUAAAAAUCUUUUAUUUGAUUCUGGAUGGUCAAGGGUGCUAUGCUUUCUAGAUCUUCAUCAUUGGCUUUCUUAGAUUAAGGAUCUAAUCUAAGGAUUAGAGGGAGAAAAAGAAGUGUCAAACAAUCUGAGUGUGAGGUGUGGUUACUAAGAGAACCCACUGCUUAUACAGAACUGGCUUUUUCUUCCAUAUAUGAGAUUGUUCCCAGCUGGGAAAAGAUAGAUGUGGAGGGGUUUAUGUUCACAGAAAACUCUCAGCAGAGGAACUAGAGCGAAAACGGCAAGAAAUGAUGGAGAAUGCCAGGUGGCGGGAGGAAGAGAGGUUGAACAUACUU